GAGAGAGCGAGAUACUUUUUUUAUGGCGCACUCUCAUACAGUAUAUCCUCAAGAGAGAGAGAAAGAGAGAGCGAGAUACUUUUUUUAUGGCGCACUCUCAUACAGUAUAUCCUCAUAACCCUUGCAAAUAAGAAUAGCGCCCCAGUCAACUGUCAGUGGUGAGCGUAUCACAUGCCGCUCGUGGAGGUGUUCGGUGUUCGUGUUCAGGUGAGCUCAUACAGUUAGUUAUACAGUCCUUAUGCCGCUACUUUCAUGAGCCACGGAGAGGAGGACCUGGGACACAGCUGGCCCAUGGUGGUAUACUUUCCCGCACUCCAGGGAAGAGCACGGACAGGGCAGAGGCGGGACAGUGAGAGGACGAGGCAUCAGAGGACAACAACACGGAGAGCGGACACAGCCGAACCCAUCGCGACAUGGAGAUGACAACCCGCAAUUUGCACCUCGACUCCAAAGUUGACAAUUGCGAUGGAGUGAUCAACAGAAAUGGCGGGGACAUGACGGAGAUAUCUGUGCCUCUGUCCCACUCUGGGAAGCGUAUGCCUCAAAUCGAGGGGGGCAAUCUUUAUAGAUUGCGAGAUAGAAAAGUUUUAUUGGAGAACAAAAAGUGUCUGUGCGCAUGGGCUCUAGGCACCGCGCUGCUUGGGACACUGCUCAUGAUACUGCACGCGGAGCUUUGUCCAUUUAUUUACCAACCGGGCUCCCGCUACGCCUUUAUCAUCAACUGCUCCAUCAGCAUAUCCACUGGGUGUCUUCUGAUUCUCAUCGUAGCCUUCCAUUAUAAGGACAUUAGGCUCUUCAUCAUUGACCACAACCAGGUGGACUGGCGCAUCGCCAUGACAAGCCGGAGGGUGCUGGGCAUCUCCCUGGAGCUGCUGGUCUGUGCCAUCCAUCCCGUGGGCACCUACUGGGAGGUGGGCAUCCCUGCGCCCAUCGCCAGGGAGGGGGCAGAGGUCAACUCCUCCAACUCGGCGCCGCUGUGUGUAUCCUCCCGCCACGGGGAGGUGCUGUUGGACACAGAGCUGCUACUGUCGGCACUGAUGUUCCUCAGGCUGUACCUGGUCCACAGGACGAUCCUACUGCACAGCAAGGUGCUGCUCAGUGCCUCCUAUAGGAGUAUCGGCUCGCUCAACAACAUCAACUUCACGUUCCGCUUCGUGCUCAAGGUGCUGAUGAACAAGUACCCGGCGCGCACUCUGAUGGUGUUCAUCUUCUUGUUCUGGCUCAUCGCCUCCUGGAUGCUCACGCUGUGUGAGAGGCAGACACAGGAGGAGACUGGUCGUAUGGACACAGCUCUCUGGCUCAUUGCCAUCACCUUCCUCACCGUGGGAUACGGGGACGUGUCCCCCAAAACCAGCUGUGGCAAAGUGGUGUGCCUCUUCACCGGAGUCAUGGGUGUGGCCUGUACCGCCAUGCUGGUGGCCGUCAUGACCAAGAAGCUGGCGCUGAACAAAGGAGAGAAACACGUGCACUUCUUCAUGAUGGACAUCCAGAUCUCCAAACGGAUCCGCCAUGCUGCUGCCAACGUGCUGAGGGAGUGUUGGCUGCUGCACCGCACCAACCUGACCAAGGGCAACAGUGGAGAGCACCGCAGACUCCAGAGGUGCCUACUGGAGGCCAUCAGAGUAUUCCGGCACCUGCGCCUCAAACAAAGGAAGCUGAGAGAUUACGCCAGUGAGAUGGUCGACCUGCCCAAGAUGCAGAUGAUCAUGUGCGACUUGAGUGCGAACUGGAACAAUUCUUACCGGGAGCUGGAGCAGCGCAUCAUCUCCAUGGAGCAGAAGUUAGAUGAGCUAAGCCACUGCUUCCAACAGACCUCUGAGCUGCUGGCACAGGCCCUGUGCUACCGCAACCCUGAAAUCAGGUGACUCGUGGCUGUGUGGUGGUUGGGUGAACCACACUCGCUGCAGGCCUUUCCCAAAGACUAAAUAUGGAUGCUACCAGCCUUCUGUAAUUUCCAUCAGACCGGGAUGGGAAUCCUCUCCCCCCCCAAAGCUGCAUUUAACAUUUGGCCUGCUGCACCACUUGGACUACUGCCAGGAACACGGCUGGCAUCAUGUUCUGACCCAGCGGCUGAAUGGACCCUACGCACAACGACUCGUACUUGUAAAGACAAAAAAGGACUUCAUUUUACUACAGCGGGGUCUGAUAUAGAUGACUGGUGUAUUUUUAUCAGAUGUGUUUAAUGUACAAAGUAUUGCGUUAACAAUCUCAAUUAAGAACUCCAGUAACACGGCCUCUGGUUCUGUAGCUUGUGUCAUCUCAGAGGGAGGGGCUCUAUGGGUUCACCCACUGAUGGCUCUGUAAAGUAUGUCCCCUAACUCCUGCUAUUAGUGUUACAAGUUACAUUGGAGGCUCCUAAACAUAAUGCCUGGUUCCUAUGGAACAAGAGGUUUAAACAGCGUUUUUAAAUGUGAGGGAAAUGUCUUUGAAUGCCACUCAGUAUUGACAGCCUCUCUCAAAGCUUCUUUCAAUCAUACCCUUUUCCACAAGUUAAACACAACGGUUAUUCCACACCUUUUUCCUAACAGGAAUUAUAAAGAGGUGACAUUCUCAGAGGCACCAGUGUAUGGGAAAACUGCCUUAUUACUAGAGAGAGCUGCUGGUCUCUUAUAAAAUACACAUCUCUGUUCUCUUACUGUUCUAAUCCUCUAGAUUUUGUUGGAUUAGGAAAUAAAACAAUUUCUCUUCACAUGGCCUCAGUCAGAGGGAUAAACUGCUAGUCAGUUGCCAUGUCUCAAGGGCUGCCCGCUCGCCCACUCAAACACUCCCUAGGGUACUGUGGAGUUACCAAAGUAGACUGAAUUUAACAGAGACUCUUUGGCAUAAAGAACUAAUCUAGACUGUUAAGGCCUGACAUAUAUUGUUGUUUUAAGGAUGAUUGUAUGGGGAAGCAGUCAGUUUACAUAGUUAAGCUGUUCUCAUAACGAUCAAGACAAGUGGCAUAGCCUAAUAAAGUACGCAGGCUGAUAUUUAUUGGGACGACUCGUGUACUGGAGGCAGCUCUGCAGUGGUCACUAGCUGGCAAAGCCACAGUCAUAAAAUCUGAUUUGAAACCCAACCACGCUGCUAAACAUAAUGCCAAAUUGUUGUUUUUAUUAAUUUUUACAAUAUAGCCAACUUUGAAUUUGUAAGUCACCCAUUUAGUGGAAACCGCUCAGUUCUGCUUCCAGACUCAAGACAAUAAAUGUCAACCUGCAUAAAGUACAUGGAGACAUUGCUCACUGUUAUUCUAAUUCUGAUGUGACAGCUCCCCCCAGAGGAUAUGUACAUGCAUGACAAUCACACACCAGUCAUAGACAUGAAUGAAUGUCAAUCGACAUCAUAUUCUUGGGUCUCUGUGGCAGCCUAUGGAUUUUACAUCAUCAGUCUAAAAACGUUUGAAAUCUUUUACCAAACAAUACUUGUGACAUGGAUUGUUUUGGACUAGUAGCAGCCAAAUUAUAUUUAGUACACGGGUAGUAUUAAAAGUGGUCAGUCUUUAAAUGAGGGUGGAUUUUUAGAACACAGCUGUCAAUACAUGUUGCACUCAAGUGUGAAUGGGGAAAUAUGGGUUAGGGGCACUGCAUUGUCUUAUUUGCAUAACUUAUGUUAUUCACUUUGUGAAUCCACAAAUUGUACCUGUUCUCCAGCCCCAAUGGUAAGGCUGGUAAUCUGGGGCAUUACUAAAUCAAGCACCUUGUGAGGACAACUAUUCCCAUGGUUGUAUUUAAACUGGACUUCUGCAUUUUCAUUAACUGGAGUUAAGAUAUGUAAUUUAAAAAUAUAUAUAUAUCAUUUUUUUUAACAUGAGGAUAACAUGUAGAGGUAAUAUUGUGAAAUCGGCUUACAAAAGGAUAGAUUCUGCAAAAACGAUAACUGCGUUUACAGCUUUUCUUUUGCACAUGAUAAAACCAUGCAUUGUAAAUACAUUUUCUGGUCUUCCUGACAAUUAAAAGCCAUUGGUGAGUGGAA
Messenger RNA from Oncorhynchus gorbuscha (pink salmon), 3951 nucleotides. Its product is annotated as intermediate conductance calcium-activated potassium channel protein 4-like. Gene Ontology annotation, cellular component: plasma membrane; neuron projection; neuronal cell body. Lineage: Eukaryota; Metazoa; Chordata; Actinopteri; Salmoniformes; Salmonidae. The transcript is spliced from 9 exons. Gene Ontology annotation, biological process: potassium ion transmembrane transport. Gene Ontology annotation, molecular function: calmodulin binding; intermediate conductance calcium-activated potassium channel activity; small conductance calcium-activated potassium channel activity. The coding region runs from base 414 to 1865 and encodes 483 amino acids. The record is from RefSeq and is a predicted model, not a curated record.